Molecule: messenger RNA, 2406 nt
Organism: Frankliniella occidentalis (western flower thrips)
Lineage: Eukaryota; Metazoa; Arthropoda; Insecta; Thysanoptera; Thripidae
Product: brachyurin-like
Exons: 7
Coding region: 853-1890 (345 amino acids)
Biological process (GO): proteolysis
Molecular function (GO): serine-type endopeptidase activity
Source: RefSeq, a predicted model, not a curated record
UUAGCGCAGCCCGUAAGGGGGCGUGCGCAAAUGCUUUCUUUUCUAGAAGGAGCGGUGCUCUUUGUUGACGGAAUUUGUGUUGUAAAGCGAACUUUUUGCGGCGAUGCCAUUAUACAAGUCGGCUGUUCUAAGCCUCCUAUUUUGUCUGGUCACAAACUCUGCACCGUAUGCAAUUGAGGAGUUGCAUGGAAGCACAUCAUUAGGGAAGAAGAACAAGGGGACCGGAAACUGGUAUGAGAAAUUGAGCGGUUAACCGAUCAGUGCUAAACAGCAUUAGCGGCGCUCAUCGUGGAUUUGUCAACGCUACAAUUUCACAUUCUAUUUCCGAUAUUCUUUUACUUCUUUCCUGGUCGUCUGCUUCGAGGCAAUUCCUCUAUCGUGCCGAACGGGCUGGCCACCCUCACCCACCAUCACGCCUUGUGGUCCCGUGUGACUAUGCCCUGUAGUAUUUAUUGGUGGAGUAUUGUUGUAAUAGGACUUAUAUGACGCUUUUAACAGAACGAAACAGAAACUCGAAAAGCACGUGGAAAACUACUCCACCCGCUAGAAGAAAUGGAAUUGCGUGGUGCGCGUCGUUUAAACUCGGCACUGAUUAGUGGCGGGAGCCAAGUGAGAUGACGCCAACAAGAGCGACAACAGGGCGAGGCAGAUCAUCGGUUUCUGACGGAAAGGGCGAGGGAGCAGGACGGGGCCCUCCGGAAGCAGCCCGUCGCGCUUCCGCCCGGGCCGCGGCCAGCAGGCUCGCCAGCAGGUGCGUUGUCCAGCGCGGGGGCCGCCGCGAUAGCGCCUCGACGCGCAGCUAUAAGUCGCGCCGGAAGCGGCCGCGCGGCUCAGAGGGAGUCCAGUCCAGCCAUGCCCAGGUCCCUGCGCGCCCUGCUCCCGGCCGUCAUGCGGGUGUCCGUCGCGGCGCUGUUGGCGGGCUGGCUGUGCGCCGCCCGCGCCCAGGAGACCGACUGGUCGAGCGUCCGUCUCAAGACGGGGGAGCCACAGCUGCUCCUCCAGCACGUCAUGGACGUCGAGAUGGAGGGCGUCGACUACCCCGACAACGCGUUCGUCAGCCGCGUGGGAGAGACGCGCUCCGGGGGUGACGCGGCCAGCUUCCGGAUCGUGGCGGGGCAGGAGGCCGAGCCGCACCAGUUCCCUUGGCAGGUGGGCAUGCUGAUCCAGGGCGAGGACGGCGAGAUGUUCUUCUGCGGCGGCUCCCUGCUCACGCCCGAGUGGGUGCUGACCGCCGCGCACUGCGCCGAGCCCGGGUACAUCUUCGAGGUGAUCCUGGGCGCGCACCGCAUCCGGGAGCGCGAGGAGAGCCAGCAGCGCUUCAAAGUGAAGAAGACCGACUCGACCGUGUUUGUGCACCCGGAGUGGGACGCAGAGAAGACGGCCAACGACAUCGCCCUCAUCAAGCUUCCCAACGCCGCCAAGCUGAACGAGUACGUCCAGCUGACGCGCAUCCCUUCGAAGCAGCGCGCGGAGGCCUCGUUGUGGAACAAGAACGCCACGAUGAGCGGCUGGGGCAAACCCAGCGAUUCCGCAGAGUCCAUAUCGCCAGUGCUUAGGUUCGUCGUGACGAGGAUAGUGUCCAAUUACUACUGCAAUUUCCGAUACAUGUUCCUCAUCAUAAAGGACACCAACAUUUGCGCCUCCGGAUUUUCCGGGAAGAGCACCUGCAACGGAGACAGCGGCGGUCCGCUCACGGUACCGGACGCUGACACCAAGCCCACGCAGGUCGGCGUCACCUCCUUCGGCAUCGGCCUGGGCUGCGAGAAGUACUGGCCGCCGGCCUUCACCAGGGUCUCGGCCUACCUGGACUGGAUGACCAAGAUCACGGGCGGAGGCUUCCAUGACACCACAGACCUGGGGCCGCUGAGCUCCAACGGCACCCUUUGGUGAGGACGCCCGUCGGCCAAAGGCUGUCGGACUGCAACUCGGGAGCUCAGAGCGGACGGCCAGUGUCACCACGGGUCUCACCACCACGGGUGUCACUACGGGUGUCACUACGGGUGUCACCACGGGCGUCACCACGGGCGUCACCACGGGCGUCACCACGGGCGUCACCACGGGUGUCCACACGGGUGUCCACACGGGUGUCCACACGGGUGUCACCACGGGUGUCACCACGGGUGUCACCACGGGUGUUGCCACGGGUGUCACCCCCGCCCCGCACGGGGACUGGCGUCAAGGGCGCCGCGCCCCCGCAGGCAUCAGCAGGUGACUCAGCAGUAAUGUUUGACGCGCGUCGACCAUCUCUCGCGGCAGUAUAUUCUCUUUGCCAAUAUUUUUAUUAUGCUUUGUUCUCAACGAUACGUACUGUCACGCGGGCAAGCCGACGACCAGAGGCUCGGCAAUAUUUUUUUACGAUACAAAUAAAUAAAUAUGCCGAUUCCUAUAACGGAUUUGAGAUUUCAA